Molecule: messenger RNA, 2059 nt
Organism: Mandrillus leucophaeus (drill)
Lineage: Eukaryota; Metazoa; Chordata; Mammalia; Primates; Cercopithecidae
Gene: AFM
Product: afamin
Exons: 15
Coding region: 94-1893 (599 amino acids)
Biological process (GO): vitamin transport; protein transport within extracellular region
Cellular component (GO): cytoplasm; blood microparticle
Molecular function (GO): vitamin E binding; fatty acid binding; zinc ion binding
Source: RefSeq, a predicted model, not a curated record
GUUACUUUUUUACUGGUAAUGUGAAAGAAUAAUAUAAAAACUUGAUUUUCCUCAACAACAUUACUUUCUUUUGUAAAUGUGGUUUCUAGAAAGAUGAAACAAUUAAAACUUACAGGUUUUAUUUUUUUCUUGUGUUUUUUGACUGAAUCCCUAACUCUGCCCACACAACCUCAGGAUGUAGAUAACUUCAGUAGCACUCAAAAAUUUAUAGAAGAGAAUCUUGAAUACAUCACCAUCAUUGCAUUCGCUCAGUAUGUCCAGGAAGCAACCUUUGAAGAAAUGGAAAAACUAGUGAAAGACAUGGUAGAAUACAAAGACAGAUGUAUGGCUGACAAGACACUCCCAGAGUGUUCAAAAUUACCUAAUAAUAUUUUACAGGAAAAAAUGUGUGCUAUGGAGGGGUUGCCACAAAAGCAUAAUUUUUCACACUGCUGCAGUAAGGUUGGUGCUGAAAGAAGACUCUGUUUCUUCUAUAACAAGAAAGCUGAUGUGGGAUUUCUGCCUCCUUUCCCUACCCUGGAUCCUGAAGAGAAAUGCCAGUCUUAUGAAAGUAACAGAGAAUCCCUUCUAAAUCAUUUUUUAUAUGAAGUUGCCAGAAGGAACCCGUUUGUCUUCGCCCCUACACUUCUAACUGUUGCUGCUCAUUUUGAGGAGGUGGCUAAAUCAUGUUGUGAAGAACAAAACAAAGUCAACUGCUUUCAAACAAGGGCAAUACCUGUCAUACAAUAUUUAAAAGCAUUUUCUUCUUAUCAGAAACAUGUCUGUGGGGCACUUUUGAAAUUUGGAACCAAAGUUGUACACUUUAUAUAUAUUGCGGUACUCAGUCAAAAGUUCCCCAAGAUUGAAUUUAAGGAGCUUAUUUCUCUCGUAGAAGAUAUUUCUUCCAACUAUGAAGGAUGCUGUGAAGGGGAUGUUGUGCAGUGCAUCCGUGACACGAGCAAGGUUAUGAACCAUAUUUGUUCAAAACAAGAUUCUAUCUCCAGCAAAAUCAAAGAGUGCUGUGACAAGAAAAUACCAGAGCGUGGCCAGUGCAUAAUUAACUCAAAUAAAGAUGAUAGACCAAAGGAUUUAUCUCUAAGAGAAGCAAAAUUUACUGACAGUGAAAAUGUGUGUCAAGAACGAGAUGCUGACCCAGACACCUUCUUUGUGAAGUUUACUUUUGAAUACUCAAGGAGACAUCCAGACCUGUCUAUACCAGGGCUUUUAAGAAUUGUUCAAAUAUACAAAGAUCUCCUGAGAAAUUGCUGCAACACAGAAAACCCUCCAGGUUGUUACCGUUACGCGGAAGACAAAUUCAAUGAGACAACUGAGAAAAGUCUUAAGAUGGUACAACAAGAAUGUAAACAUUUCCAGAAUUUGGGGAAGGAUGGUUUGACAUACCAGUACCUUAUCAGACUCACGAAGAUAGCUCCCCAGCUCUCCUCUGAAGAACUGGUCUCUCUUGGCAAGAAAAUGGUGACAGCUUUCACUACUUGCUGCACACUGAGUGAAGAGUUUGCCUGUGUUGAUAAUUUGGCAGAUUUAGUUCUUGGAGAGUUAUGUGGAGUAAAUGAAAAUCGAACUAUCAACCCUGCUGUGGACCACUGUUGUAAAACAAACUUUGCCUUCAGAAGGCCCUGCUUUGAGAGUUUGAAAGCUGAUAAAACAUAUGUGCCUCCACCUUUCUCUCAAGAUUUAUUUACCUUUCAUGCAGACAUGUGUCAAUCUCAGAAUGAGGAGCUUCAGAGGAAGACAGACAGGUUUCUUGUCAACGUAGUGAAGCUGAAGCAUGAACUCACAGAUGAGGAGCUGCAGUCUUUGUUUACAAAUUUCACAAAUGCAGUGGAGAAGUGCUGCAAAGCAGAGAGUCCUGAAGUCUGCUUUAAUGAAGAGAGUCCAAAAAUUGGCAACUGAAGUCAGCUGCUGGAGAUAUGUAAAGUAAAAAGCACCAAAGGUAAGGCUUCCUAUCUGUGUGGUGAUGAAUCUCAUUUCCUGAGAACAAAGUAAAAGGAUUUUUCUGCAACUGUCGCCUGAAAUCGUAUAUUGCAGCAAGCAAUAAACACAAAAUUUUGUAAAGUUA